Molecule: messenger RNA, 2778 nt
Organism: Eleginops maclovinus (Patagonian blennie)
Lineage: Eukaryota; Metazoa; Chordata; Actinopteri; Perciformes; Eleginopidae
Gene: map9
Product: microtubule-associated protein 9
Exons: 13
Coding region: 227-2158 (643 amino acids)
Biological process (GO): regulation of mitotic cytokinesis; mitotic cytokinesis; mitotic spindle assembly
Cellular component (GO): astral microtubule
Molecular function (GO): microtubule binding
Source: RefSeq, a predicted model, not a curated record
CAAGUCAGCUCCCUGUAGCUAAUGUUAGCAAAGACAGUCUGCCUUUAGAUAAGCUAGCAGCGCCGAAUAACUGUAUUGUAGUCAUACAACAGCCAUUUGGAAUUCAGAAUGAUCAAUGCUUAAUGGUAAUCAAGCUAUGUAUUUCGUUCGCAUGGGAAGCUUAAUAGAGAACCUAGCUAGUUGCAGGGAAGUUAGCCAACACUAGCUAGCAUGCUAAUGUCAAUGAAUGCGACCAGAGGAAACUGUUCAUAGUUUCAGGAUGACGAAUCAGCAGUUUACUACACUGGCUUACACGAAAAGCCCCAAAACAUCAAAGAGGACAACAUUCCAGGAUGAACUACAGGCUGCUGUGUCCGCCAGGGCUAGCAAAACUGUAACCGACCAAUACUCCUACCCUGAUGACUUUAAUGAAGAUGAGGAUGAUUUUUUUAAUCAACUCCUCAAAUCAAGAAAAGAGAGGGCUAGUGCAUUUAAGGCUGGGAAGAGUAAAUCCAAAAUCAACAACUUUGAGAUUUCCGACGAUGAUGACAAACAUGGCAGGACAAAGAGAGUUUCAUUUCUGAAAUCCAAAAGAAUUGAAACUCCCUUGGAAGACACGAUGGCCCCAGAGUCGGGGGAAAACGAUCUGUCCGACUCUUCCACCAGUCGACACAACAAUUAUAAUGACUCAUUAUCUACCCAGCGCUCCACAAACGUUGGUGAAGAUAACAUAAAAUAUAAAAGCAGUUAUGAGGGAACUGCUAAUUCCCAAAUGACGAGACAGAGCUCAGUGAAAUCUCUGUCAUUCCAAGCAUCAGAUGACACUCUACCAGACAUGCUAUUGCCCUUACCAUCUGACAACAGUGUGAUGGAAACCCCAGUUCCCGAUGAGAACUGCAACUUGGCAGAAAGCAACCAGAGUGCGCAGUUAUCAGCAAACAACCUAACACACGUGUCAACAGCAGAUACUGAAAGGGAGCCACCCAAGCCUAAACCAAGGCAAAGGACUCUCGGAUUGGGUCUCCACACUGCAGCGAAAAUAGCUGAAAGUGGUGAAUCUCAGGAACUGAGCAGGCCCCAGACUUCUUCUGCAUCCAUUCCCCUCUCCACUGACACAUCCAGCAACAACACUUGGACGAAAGGAGAUUGCGCAGUUUCAUGCAGCCUCAGCAAAUCUUUUUCAAGUAAGAGUGAACAGUCACAGCUCUCUGCAAAGUCCACUAUUGAUUCCAGAGAUGACCUCAUUUCUGACGAGGGCAAAAGGCAGGAGAGCAAGUACUCCACGUCCUUUGAAGAGUUUAGUGCACAAUCGGGAGAUGGCCCAUAUCAAACUUCUCAAGUCAAUGAAAAAUCAUUUGAUAGCAGGACAUCAAGUUCUCAUUCAACGACUACUCAGAGAUCUCACAGUGCCUGCUCCAGAAACGUUGAGUCAAAGUAUUUAGGAUCGCUCAAACUUCUGGAUCGAAAAGUCUCAAUAGAAGAUUCUCAGCCUCAAACAGCAGAUUCAAUCCGAGCGGCCAUUUACCAGGAAUGGCUCCAAAAGAAAAAUGAAAAGUCAAGAGAGAACAUGCAGCAAAAGAAGAAAGAGGAAAUCCUUAAAGAGAAAAAGAAAAGGGAAGAAGAGGCUAAAAAGGAAUAUGCUGUAGCAUCAUAUGAGGCUUGGAAAGAACACAAAGCACAAAGUCUCAAAGCAAAAGCCAAAGAAAAGCAAGAUGCGAUCAUGAGAGAGCAAAGAGAGCUUGAAGGAAAACAAGAAAAAAUGCAAUCUGCUAAACAGGUGUUUGAAAAAUGGAAACGUGAACAUGAUCAUAUCCUCAAAGAAAAGUCCAGAAAACAAAGAGAAGCUGAAAGUAAACUUCAGUUUGGAAAACAAGAAAAGGAGAAAGAAAGGAAAAAUGAAAGCAAAUCUGCGGUUUGUGGUUGGCAUGAUAAAAAGAAGGAUGUUCUCCAAGAAAAAGUGACAAUGAAGCGUAAAGAAAUACAAAAUAAAGCAGAGGAGGAACGCUACAUGAAAGAAGAGAGAGAUAAAAUGGCUUUAGAGAUGUAUGAAAGCUGGCUGGUAAGGAAAGAUCUGGAACAGAAGAGACAAAAGGAAGAAAGACGAAUACAAACCAUUCUCAGAGAUAGUCCACCUCCUCCAUGGAGCCCUCCAAAUAAAACAAUACCAUUUCGAAAAUAAUAUGUGAGUUUGAUAUAACCCCUUUAAAAAUAUCUAUAGGUUCUAUGAUACCUUUUUUUUCAUUGUACAUUUUGUACUGUUUGUUGUGUUUUAACAAUUGUUGAUCCUAACAGUUAGAUUAUAAAUAUGAGCCAGCAGCUCUAGUGUAAGUUUAAUUUGUAAUAUGUUUGGAUGAUAUGUCGCAGUAUGUUUUUAAAGUUGGAAAAAAGUUGUUUGUCAAAACCAAAGGAAACAAUACAAAUAAGAUGUAUAUAAACCCGCUUGUCUAUUUUGCCAUGUUAUACAUCUUAAUGUUAAGCAGCAAUAGGAAAAAUAUUAAUGUAGGAGGGUAGAAUAAUUUGCCUGAAGUCUUCUAUUGUUCAUGGUUGAACUGCUGUUUAUGACUCUUUUUUUACCUUUAAAAUACAAGACCCGAAAACAUCACACGAUCGUAGAAACAGAUCUCUUUAAUAUUCAGCUUAUUUUAUGCUCAUUAUUGAUUCAGUUAUUAUAUUUGUGUAUUUGUAUUUGAAAUGGUGUUCCCUUUCUUGUUGUCAUUGGCAUAUUAUUAUUGAUAAUACAGUUUGAUCAAUAAACAGGUCGUUCUAUUAAGUGACCGUAAAAUAGCAAACUAAAUAACA